AUGAGUACAAAUAAAUAUCGUAACUUUGAAGACGAAUCAUUCAGUGAAGCUGCUGUACCACUAGAUGUACCUAAGCUCAGAAAAGAUAAUCGUCGGCUUGGCUCAUUAAGCGUUGCUGAACUUAAUGAGUGCCAGUUAUUUUGGUUACGUCGAUCUCAGAUACAGGAUUUUAGUUCGGAAAUAAGUUCACUGACACAUGGAAAUGAGGUUAAUCGCCGAAGUUGUCUAAAAUCACUAAAUCCAUUUCUUGAUUGCCAUAAUGUAAUACGAGUGGGAGGCAGAUUGUCCUAUGCUCCAAUACCUGAAAGUCAAAGGUGUCCAAUUGUUCUGUCGUCGAGGAAUCCAAUUGUUAAAAUGUUGUUUCAAUAUGAACACAUUCGACUACUUUACAUCGGUCCUCAAGGACUCCUGGCUCAUAUCCAUAGGAAAUACUGGCCUAUCAGAGGCAGAAGUUUAGCUCGUCAAACUGUCCAUAAAUGUAUGAUUUGCUUUCGAUUUAAACCACGGAUGCUCCAACCUGUCAUGGCUCCCUUGCCUUCGGUUCGUGAUACCAGAUGUCGGGCAUUUGAAAGGGCUGGUGUUGACUUGUACGGUCCUAUCAACAUUCGUAGCGGGUUGAGGAAGGUCACGCCGUUGAAGCAUUACAUUGCAGUUUUCGUGUGCAUGGUUACGCGUGCAGUUAUUUGGAGCUUGUUCGAGAUCUGUCUUCGGAUGCGUUCAUUUCUGUGUUAUUCCGGCGCAAAAAAGAUACUUUCGUCAUGGGCAUCUGAUCUAUCUAAAGAAAGUAAACUCAAUGAUCAACUGUCGGAAUUGGGCAUUGAAUGGCAAUUUAUUCUUCCUUCAGCUCCGCAUUCUGGCGGGCUGUGGGAAUCUGCAGUUAAAUCGGCGAAACAACAUCUUGUUAAAUCCAGUAACGGUUCUCUUUUAACUUAUGAAGAAACUAGUACGCUGUUGUGCAGAAAUGAAGCAGUACUCAACUCUAGACCUCUCACUGCAACCUCAUCUGAUCCAUCUGACUUUAAUGUUUUGACUCCAGGGCAUUUCUUAAUUGGAUGUCCAUUGACUUCUCCACCUGAACCCAAUGUGUUGAAUCUUCCUGAAAAUCGGCUCCGUAAAUUCCAAUUAAUACAAGCUCGAUUACAACACUUUUGGAAAAGAUGGUCUGCAGAAUACCUACCACAGUUGCAACGCCGAGAUCGUUGGAUCUCAAAGAAGUCUAAAGAUAUAUCAGUCGGUGAUUUGGCAAUCCUAAAACCGGAUAACAUCCCAUCACUCCAAUGGCAGAUGGUUCGAGUCAUCAAGGUUUGUCCGGGUGCCGAUGGUGUUGUUAGGGUAGUUACAGUUCGGAACGCAACUGGUACAGAAUAUGUUCGACCGGUGCGGAAGUUGGCUCGCUUACCCAAUCAAGAAGAAGAUUUACCCAAUCAAAAAGAUGGUGAAGAUGCAGAAUAUUAG
Messenger RNA from Acyrthosiphon pisum (pea aphid), 1455 nucleotides. RefSeq lists its product as uncharacterized. The transcript has 3 exons. Lineage: Eukaryota; Metazoa; Arthropoda; Insecta; Hemiptera; Aphididae. Gene Ontology annotation, molecular function: nucleic acid binding. The record is from RefSeq and is a predicted model, not a curated record. Bases 1 to 1455 code for a protein of 484 amino acids.